AUGGUGACGAAACGCAAAGCACCAGAGCCGGGCUUACAGAGGCGUGUCAGGCCUAGACGUGAGUUGAGCGAGGAGCCCGAACAGAUUGAGGCCGAACUCGCCGAGGAAUUUGAUGAAGAUGACGAGGACGAGGAGGAGCACCACAACUCUGGAGCCGGUGAUGCGGCUGACAAUUACUAUUCCGAAGAUUCAGAUGCAGCGUCCAGGGGAGAUGUCGCCUCCAUAUCCUUCGGCGCAUUAGCAAAAGCGCAAGCAUCUCUCGAACCUGGUAAAAAGAAGCGGCUCGCAACUUCCGAGGCGGAUACAUGGGAGAACAAUGAAGCCAAGGAACGAAAGGCUGGCCGUCAAGAUCACCGCGACUUCAACCGGUCGAGCAAGCAUGCACCUACAGAGAUAUCUAGCAAGAAAGCCGUAUCCCGGAAACGUGAAGUCAUACCCACAGUCAAACGAGCAUAUCGAGACCCUAGAUUCGAGGCCGUAGUGGGACCAGUCGACGAUUCCAAAGUCAACAGGGCGUAUUCCUUCCUGGAGGACUAUCGAGAGGACGAAAUGAAGGAACUGAGGGCAGCAAUUAAGAGCACGAAGGACGAGAAUGCGAAGGAGAAUUUGAAGCGGGCGUUGCUGAGUAUGGAGAGCAGGAAAAAGGCACAAGCGAGGAAGAAUAAGGAGCGAGAGAUUCUGGACAGGCAUCGUAAGCAGGAGAAGGAGCUUGUGAAGCAAGGUAAACAGCCUUUCUAUCUAAAGAAGGCGGAGCAGAAGAAGCGAGUAUUGCUGGAUAUGUUUGGUGAGCUUAAAGGCGGACGGCUGGAUCAUGUCAUCGAGCGGAGAAGGAAGAAGUUGGAGGGCAAGGAGAAGAAGAAAAUGCCAUUUGCGAGGAGGAACGUCGAGUAG
This is a messenger RNA of Drepanopeziza brunnea f. sp. 'multigermtubi' MB_m1, 891 nucleotides long. RefSeq lists its product as uncharacterized. Gene Ontology annotation, cellular component: 90S preribosome; nucleolus. Gene Ontology annotation, biological process: maturation of SSU-rRNA from tricistronic rRNA transcript (SSU-rRNA, 5.8S rRNA, LSU-rRNA). The record is from RefSeq and is a predicted model, not a curated record. Lineage: Eukaryota; Fungi; Ascomycota; Leotiomycetes; Helotiales; Drepanopezizaceae.